AUGGCCAAGGCCGCGAGGACGAAAGCGGCGCCAAAGCGUAAAGUUGAGAGCGCCAAACCUGCUGCGAGCCCGAAGCGGCGAGUGACGAUGGAAGGCGGGUCCAAGCCCGCGGCGACGACCGUGCGAACAGUGUCUCUCGCCACGCGGCCCAAGCCGGCGGCGCCGGUGUCGCCCGCGCCGAAGCCACGGGCCAAGUCGACGGGCCGCAAGGCUCUGGGGGCCAAGGCGGCCGGGGUGGCGAAGAAGAAGGCGUCCCCGGCGGCGAAGAAGAAGACUCCGGCGAAGAAGACCCCCGCGAAGGCGACGCCGGCCAAGAAGGCGACCCCGGCGAAGAAAACGACGGCCAAGUCCGCAGCAUCUGUCAAGGCGGGCGCGACCAAGGCCUCCCCGGCCAAGGCGGCGCCUGCGAAGAAGGCCACGCCGGCGAAGAAGGCGACGCCGGCGAAGAAGGCGACGCCCAAGAAGGCGGACGCGGCCCUGAAGAAGACCAAGGGGGGCGGAGUGGGCAAAAAGACCAAGGCAACGCCCGCCAAGGCCGCGAAGGGCGGGAAGGCCGCGACGCCGAAGAAGGCCGGCGCGAAGAAGAGCUCCAGGGCCAAGAAGUGA
Messenger RNA from Pedinophyceae sp. YPF-701, 606 nucleotides. The record is from the annotation of a GenBank genome assembly. NCBI's taxonomy places the organism in Eukaryota, Viridiplantae, Chlorophyta, Pedinophyceae.